Diabrotica virgifera virgifera (western corn rootworm) is the source of this 1101-nucleotide messenger RNA. Its product is annotated as putative nuclease HARBI1. The record is from RefSeq and is a predicted model, not a curated record. The coding region runs from base 37 to 1101 and encodes 354 amino acids. The transcript is spliced from 2 exons. Lineage: Eukaryota; Metazoa; Arthropoda; Insecta; Coleoptera; Chrysomelidae.
CCAAUAUAUUUGUUGUUUUUUUAAUUACAAUAAAAAAUGUUGGAUCGGUAUGAAGCAGUUGAAGAAUUGUUGGAGAGAAUUGAUCACAUUGUAGAAGAAAACCACCUGGAACGAAUACGAAAGCGGUAUAUUCGUGAUAUGGAAAAUCCAAUGGAAUUUUACCAGGAUGUUGAAUUUCGUAGGCGGUAUCGUUUCAAUAAAGAUACUGUUGCAGAUACCAUUCUGCCUCUGGUAUUUGAAGAUCUACGAAAACCAGACAAUCGUGGUUUACCCAUACCUCCAAUGUUACAGUUAUUAACUUGUUUAAGAUGUUAUGCUACUUGUAAUUUUCAGCUUGUAUCUGGUGAUUUGCGGGGUGUUAGUCAAGCGGCCAUAAGCAGAAUCAUUAAAAAGGUAUCAGUAUUAUUAGCUCAAAGUUUAAAUCGUUUUGUAGGGUUUCCCCAUACUGGACAAGGAUUUCGGAGGAACAUAACCAGCUUUUACGAGGUUGCCCAUUUUCCAAAUGUUUCUGGGUGUAUUGAUUGCACCCAUAUUAAAAUAGCUAAUCCAGGUGGUAAUAAUGGGGAAGUAUUUCGUAAUAGAAAAGGCUUUUUUUCACUAAAUGUGCAGGUUGUUUCAGGUCCUAGAAGGGAAAUUAUGGAUAUUGUUGUUCGACAUCCAGGAUCAAGUCAUGACAGUCUGAUAUUCGAUAGAAGCGCAUUGAGGGUUAGGAUGGAAAGAGGAGAAAUUCCAGGCUUAUUAGUAGGUGACAGUGGAUAUCCAUGCAGGCGCUAUCUCCUUACACCAGUAUUACAUCCAGGUAAUGAUCAGGAAAAUAGGUAUAAUAGCGCACAUAUAAGCACAAGAAAUAUUGUUGAAAGGCUGUUUGGAACAUGGAAAAGGCGGUUUCCUUGUCUACAACAAGGCCUAAAAACCAAAUUGAACACGUCCCUUGCCAUAAUAUGUGCUACGGCAGUACUUCACAAUAUAGGUCUACAGGAAAAUGAUAAUGAAGAUGAUGCUAUUGUAGAAAAUAUUGAUGUGCCAGAUAAUAGGAAUGUUAAUGAUGUGGAACGAGGUCUAAAUUUUAGGAGACAAUUUAUUCAACAACAUUUUGCUUGA